CAUAAAUUAAUCAAAAUGAACACUAAAACAUGGAAUGACUUAGUAGGAGUCUCGAGAGGUCUCUGGUCAGUCAUCCAGAAAGCCCAAACCAGCAGCGUUAGAAUCCAUAAGAUGCCCAGAGUCCCUACUUAUGAAAGACUUGAUAAUUAUAGCCAAAAAUAUUCUGAGAAAAUUAGAACACAAAAUGAAGAAAGUAUUCUAAAUCAAGAGCUUUAUGAUAUUAAGCAGGAGAGAAUCAUUAAAAAUGUAGAAAACCAGAAGGAAGAGAAGCUGAUGUAUGAGGUCAAUGAGAGCCAACUUCAGAAGAAAACUCAAAAAGAGCCUAAAAUUGAUAGUUUAAGCCAAGAAUUUACUGAAAAACUAGUUACUGAAGAGCCUGAAAAAGCUAAAGAGGAGGAAUAUAUUGAAGAUGAGAUCUCACUGAAGGAAAAAGAUAUGGGAUAUCAUGAAACACCCUUCUAUCUAAAGCAAGAUAGACCUGUGUUUACAGGAAAAGAAACUAAAAUACCAACAAGUCCAUCAGCAAGGGCCUUACACUUUGGAGCUCUAGGAAUUUCACUAGUAGGAGGAACAAUCUCUGCUGCCUUAAAGCAGAAUCUUGGGAUUAGUAGACCUCUUCCAGAGGUAGUUGGGAGAAGGAGACUAGCAAGAUAUGCUAUGACAGAUGAUAACUCUAAUAGGCUUUCAAAUACUUUAUGCAAAAUGAGAGGAGCAGCUUUAAAGAUUGGUCAAAUCUUGAGUAAUACAGAAGAUAGUGUUAUUCCCCCAUCAAUGCAAAGAGCAUUUGACAAAGCUAGACAAAAUGCAGAUAUCAUGCCAAAAUAUCAAGUCAUUCAAAUGCUCGAGAGAGAAUUGGGCCAAGAUUGGGAAAGCAACUUCAAAGAGUUUAAUAUGUAUCCUAUCGCAGCUGCCUCUAUAGGGCAGGUUCACGAAGGAGUUUUACAAGAUGGUACAAAAGUGGCUAUAAAAAUUCAAUAUCCUAACAUUGCAAGAUCAAUCGACUCUGAUUUCAGUAACUUUAAAAGACUCCUUAAAGUACUGGGAGCUGCACCAGAUAGCCUUUACAUAGAUGAAUUAUUCACAAAUGUUAAAACAGAGCUUCAUGAAGAAUGCGAUUACAUUGUGGAAGCUGAAAAACAAGAGUACUAUAAGAAAAUGUUAGACUGAGAAAAUUACACCAAUGAUUAUUACGUUCCCAAAGUUUAUGAUAAUUUAUCUACCAAGCAUAUUCUAACUCAGGAAUUUAUUAAUGGAUUACCAAUUGAUGAGCUUCAUAAUUGCCCACAAACUAUCAGAGAUCGGGCUGGUGAACUUUUACUUAAGCUAUGAUUACAUGAGAUUUUUCUACUGAAGUUUAUGCAGACAGAUCCAAACCCAGCUAACUUUUAUUAUGAUUUGGAGGAAAAUAGAUUUAAUUUGAUAGAUCUUGGAGCUGCUCAUCAUUACAAAGAAUCAUUUGUGCAUGAUUACUUCCAGAUAGUUGAGGGAGCAGUUCUUGGAGAUAAAGACAAGAUCAUAGAUUACUCCAAAAAGUUAGGGUUCCUAACUGGAGAGGAGAACAGGGUUAUGCUUGAAUCGCAUUCCAACAGUGCAAUGUUCAUCGGUGAACCUUUCAAACAUCAAGAUGCUUUCUUUGAUUUUGGAAAUUCAGAAAUUAGCAGAAAACUAAUCGAAGAAAUUCCAGUAAUGCUCAGGAACAGGCUAAGUCCUCCUCCACAAGAAGUAUACUCUCUUCACAGAAAGUUAUCAGGCGCAUAUUUCCUCUGAAUUAAACUAAAGUCAAGAGUAAACUCAAGAGAGCUCUUUAGUGAAGUAAGUGAGAAGUACAAAUUAGCAAACAACUCCUUCAACACUCCAGCCCAUUAAAGAAUAUUGGUUCAAUAAAAUACUAUAAAA
Moneuplotes crassus is the source of this 1896-nucleotide messenger RNA. Lineage: Eukaryota; Ciliophora; Spirotrichea; Euplotida; Euplotidae. The record is from the annotation of a GenBank genome assembly.